AUGAUCGGAAGGUGUGCAGUAAUUAGUAAUGAUGUAUUGAAGAAGUGGAAAGUAUUAGGAAUCAUUCAAAACAGGAUGAAUUCAAUGCUUGAUCAAAAAAUGUCAAAUGCUGAUCCAGAUGACAAAGAUACAAUCUAUGAAAAGUCCUAUUCAAUAUUGUCUUAUCUACCUAAUCCUAUGUUAUCAUUUUCUAAUCGUAAUUUAUCAUAUCUUGCCAUAUGCUCCAUUUUAUUCCAUCGAUCUUCUAUUCCAUUAAGUCUUGUUUCAUUUGUCUAUUUCGUAGAUAAUAUAAUUUAUGAAUAUUACAAUGUAGUGUUGAGCUAA
Molecule: messenger RNA, 324 nt
Organism: Loa loa (African eye worm)
Lineage: Eukaryota; Metazoa; Nematoda; Chromadorea; Rhabditida; Onchocercidae
Exons: 2
Coding region: 1-324 (107 amino acids)
Source: RefSeq, a predicted model, not a curated record